AUGCCGGCACGGGUUCUGCCCACCUUCACGGCCACCGAGGUCGAGGCGCAUAACAGCGCCAAUUCUUGCUAUAUCACCAUCGGUCGCAAGGUCUACGAUGUCACCGAGUUUGUGGAGGACCAUCCGGGCGGGGGUGAUUUGAUUCUAGACUAUGCCGGCAAGGACGUGACGGAAAUUAUGAAAGACGAGAUCUCUCACGAGCACACCGAAGCUGCCUAUGAGAUUCUCGAGGACUAUCAUGUUGGAUUCCUUGUCUCGGAGGGUAGCUCUUCGGGCAAAGCCAAAUCUACCGGGAUCGAUUCCGUCGUCUCGGAUGCCAGUCCCGUCUACCAAACCACUGGGAUGUCGAAGGAGGAAGACUUGUCUGUUGAGACCGAUUACAGCCAGGAUUUUAAGACGCACAAAUUCCUCGAUCUCAACAAGCCCCUGUUUGCUCAGUUGUGGUACAGCAACUUCUCCAAGGAAUUCUACUUGGAGCAGAUCCAUCGGCCCCGCCACUACAAGGGAGGCCAAUCCGCACCCCUCUUCGGCAACUUCCUCGAACCCCUCAGCAAAACCGCCUGGUAUGUGGUGCCCAUGAUCUGGCUGCCUCCUGUCGCAUACGGUACCAUGGUCGGAUCCCUCGGACUCGGCGACCCUUCUGCCGCUGCCGCGUACUGGAUUGGCGGUGUUUGUCUCUGGACGCUGAUCGAGUAUCUGAUGCAUCGCUUCCUCUUCCACGUUGACAAAUGGCUCCCUGACAACCGCGUUGGCUUGACCCUUCACUUCCUGCUCCAUGGUAUCCAUCACUAUCUCCCAAUGGACAAGUACCGACUGGUCAUGCCUCCAUCGCUGUUUAUUAUCCUGGCAGCUCCUUUUUGGAAGCUGGCCCAUACCGUCUUUUUCUACAAUUGGUUUGCGGCCGUUCAGGUCUUCUGCGGUGGCGUGUUCGGCUAUAUUUGCUAUGAUCUGACUCACUACUUCCUUCACCAUCGCAACUUGCCUCUGUACUACAAAGAACUGAAGAAGUACCAUCUUCAGCAUCACUACGCCGACUUCGAGAACGGAUUCGGCGUCACUAGUCGAUUUUGGGAUCGUGUCUUUGGUACUGAACUGGAGGCGCCGUCCCCCAAGGGCGCCAAGGCUCAGUAA
Messenger RNA from Penicillium argentinense, 1131 nucleotides. Its product is annotated as fatty acid alpha-hydroxylase. The record is from RefSeq and is a predicted model, not a curated record. Bases 1 to 1131 code for a protein of 376 amino acids. The transcript has 3 exons. Gene Ontology annotation, molecular function: fatty acid 2-hydroxylase activity; iron ion binding; heme binding. Gene Ontology annotation, biological process: fatty acid metabolic process; lipid biosynthetic process. Gene Ontology annotation, cellular component: endoplasmic reticulum; membrane. Lineage: Eukaryota; Fungi; Ascomycota; Eurotiomycetes; Eurotiales; Aspergillaceae.